Messenger RNA from Eimeria tenella, 2620 nucleotides. RefSeq lists its product as uncharacterized. The transcript is spliced from 11 exons. Gene Ontology annotation, molecular function: RNA binding. Lineage: Eukaryota; Apicomplexa; Conoidasida; Eucoccidiorida; Eimeriidae. The record is from RefSeq and is a predicted model, not a curated record. Gene Ontology annotation, cellular component: nucleus; intracellular anatomical structure. The annotation marks the transcript as partial.
AUGAUUUACGACCCGCGCCGCCACGCCUCUGCACUGGUCAAGUCCUGGACUUCCCACGCUUCUUCACAGCAGCGCAGCGGCCGCACAGGCCGGGUGUUUCCUGGGGUGUGCGUGCGUCUGGUGUCGUCGUCGUUUUACAACAAGUGUCUGCGCGUCUUUGACCUUCCCGAAAUGCAAACUGCGCCUCUCGACAAACUUUACAUAACUGUGGCCCACCUCACCAAGCGCCUCAACGCCAUAGCCAAGGCGGCCCACGCCCUCUCCCCCACAGAAGCUCCCCCGCUCCAGCCGAGGGACAGGCCCAGCACUAUACAGGAAAGCAUGCGAGCCGGCUCUUUGACCCCGGCUCAGCUGCUGCUGCUCACUGUACAGCCGCCUCCUGUCUCGGCCCUCACUGCUGCACAGGCGGGUUUAAGGGAACAGGGCGCUCUGGAUGCUAACGGGGAAAUAACGCGUUUGGGCUAUUUGAUGAUGCAGCUGCCUAUAGACGUCCGGCUCUGCAAGCUUGUGUUUUUGGGAAUUGCUUUUGGAUGUCCUCUGGACGCGGUGGUGUUGGCGAGUUGUUUGGCGAGUUCGGACUUGUUUGCUUUUCCAGCUUUGAUGCUGCUGCAGCGGCACUCGAAGGUUUCUGCGGGCCUGGAGGCUGCGCUGCAGCUGCAGCACCAGCUCAAGUCCAGGGCGCUCUUCGACGGCGGCCACUUCUCCGAACCCCUCAUGCUGCGCAACUGCUUCGUUGAGUUCUUGCUGCACUUCGCCUCCUCCACUGCGGAGCUGCGCGCGCGGCUGGCUCGCCAGGCGGCGUCUAGCCACUCUCGCCGUUUGGAAAUGAACAUGAAAGUGGAGUACAACAGGGCGGCCCGAGAGUUCGGGCGCAUGCACGCAGUGCUGCCGAAGCGACUUAUUCAGACAACACUUCUUUGCUGCGACCUUUGCCAGCGGGUCUUGAAGCUGGUGGACGCCUCCUCCACGGCGUACAAGCGUCUCAGCUUCUUGCUGCAGCUGCUUCAAGACGGGAGGAUUUUCCCUCCACAUCUUCAGCAGCAGGCCGCAGGCAAGGCGGGGGUCCUGCAGCAGCAGUGGCAGUGGCGGCGGGGUGACCCGAAGCAGCAGCAGCAACAGCAGCAGCAGCAAGCGCAGCGGUUUGGAGGCGAGGCAACGGGCGAGCUGGAGACGGCAAUAUCGUACGAUCCCCAAGCAGCAGCGGCGGCAGUGGAAAGCCACUUCGUGUCAGACCCCAUUCUCCUCAAGGCGCUCCUUGCUGCUUCUUUUUCUCCUUCUUUCAUGGUUGGAAAAGUCAAAAAGUGCAUCGACGGAGAGAAGCUGGUCGACAAGGAAGACACGGAAGAGGCAGACGAGGGAUCUGUCGCCCUCUACAGCUGGUUGGCGGAGCGGGGAGUGGAGCUGAGCCGGUGUUUGUUUUUCAACCGCGUGUUUGGCUUUGGAAAGAUGAGCCAGAUGCAGUCGGCGCUGUCUUUGGUGCUGCCCGGUGUGGACUUUUUGUUGAUUUACGGGGACAGUUUGUCUCCGUUUGUGGAGCUGUUUGCGUCUUCUGCUGCAGCAGCAGAAGACGCAGCAGUGAUCUCGCUGUCCCGCAGCAAAACCCCAGAGAGCCUGGGCUCCUGCGUGAUUCUGUACUUGCCGCCGACUUCCCGCAACGAGUGCUUCAACUAUGACUCGAAGCUGGCAGCAGCAGCAGCAGCAGCUUACAAGAAGGAGCUGCGCUGCCCGCCGACUGCUGCUGCAGUGCUGGCGCUGCAGCAAAAGCGGAAGCAGCUGGACGAGCAGCUGGAAAAGCAGCUAAUGGACGAAAUGCGGAAAAACCCCGAAAAGGUCCUUUUGGAUGACGAAGACUCCGUUCUGGAAACUCUGGGAUGCGGGCCUGUGCACAUUGCCAGCAGCAGCACUCUUUGCUGCCCCGAACUCAAAGAAGUUAACGAAAAAAUUGCGCAGCAGGAAUUCAUCAAAGGCCAACACUUUCGCCCCUGCAAGCUCUUCGCCUCUCACCCUGCAUGCGCCCAACUCAUCAACCAGUUUGCAUGCGGCCGCUGGAAAUUCUCUCUUUCAGUUCCUGCUGCUGCCAAACCUAAUUCUCCGGAAAACAGGGAAUCCUCGGAGGCUCCUGGCGAGUCGUCCGGCGGGGCAGCAGAAGGGCCUUUGGCCGCAGCAGCAGCAGCAGCAGCAGCAGCGCCGGCGGUGUGCUUGGAGGUGGUGCGCCCCGUGUCCCCCUUCGGGGUCACCUGGUACUUCGUGGCCCCCCAGGAAACCCCCAGCCCCACCACAACCUCUGGAAAAGCUCCAAAAGUUGUUAAAGUCCAGGGCAUUUUGAGUUACCGCAGCCCCAUGGGGGUCCUUAGUGUUUGCCCAGAGCCCACGGAGACUGCUGCUGCUGGCCGCCGCGUCUUUCACCAGGUGGGACGGGGGCCUGGGAGCACAGCAGCAGCAGCAGCAGCAGCAGCGGCGGCGGCAGCAGCGGCAGCAGCAGCAGGGGCAGGCAGCAGCAGGGGCAGCAGCGAAGGCAGCAGCAAAGGCAGCAGCAAAGGCAGCAGCAAAGGCAGCAGGGGCCCUUUGGCGGGCCCCCAGGGCCCAAGGGAGCGCUGCAGCGGCUGCCUCUGUCUCCUCC